ACUAGAAAAUUUUGAUAAAAAAAUAUCGAUGGCGCAAGGAACGUAAACAUCGUAGAAAUAGUUUAUUUUCUUUAAUUUUUACAUCGCUAGUCACAAUGAGUUUUGUUAGUGAUUUAUCGCAGUCAAAUGAAUACUUAAGUUUCCGAAGCAGCAUUCCACUUAGGAAAAUUGUGGUAGAUUCCGAUGGAUCUAAGGCAUGGAAAAUAUUCGAUUGCGGUCCAAAGUCGGUCAGUUGUCCUUUAGUUUGUUUACCACCAGUAUCUGGUACAGCUGAUAUUUUUUACAAACAAGUCAUGGGGCUGGCUUCACGUGGAGUUCGUGUCAUAUCAGCGGAACCACCGCCCUAUUGGAACAUGAAGGAAUGGUGUGACGGGUUUAAACGUCUCAUAGACUAUCUGGAACUUGAUAAGGUUCAUAUUUUUGGAGCGUCUUUAGGAGGUUUUAUAGCACAGAAAUUUACGGAAGUAACACAGAAUUGUCCCCGAGUGGCCUCUCUAAUCCUUUGCAACAGCUUCACCGACACCUCCGUAUUUGAGUACAAUGACUCAUCUGCAUUAUUUUGGCUUCUUCCUUCUCUUGUACUAAAGAGGAUGUUAAUGGGCAACUUCGUUUCCGAUAAAGUUGACAGACGAAUAGCGGAAUCUAUUGACUUCAUGGUUGAGAGACUUGAAUCACUAAACCAGUCAGAGCUGGCCUCAAGGUUAACACUCAACUGCACACCGAGCUACGUACAACCAACAGUACUUAAAAACCUUCCAAUCACUAUAAUGGACGUCUGGGAUGAGAGUGCCUUAAGUUCGCAAGUCAGAGAGGACCUAUUCAAGUCCUAUCCACAGGCAAAGUUGGCCCACCUAAAGAGUGGUGGGAAUUUCCCGUACCUUAGCAGAAGUGAUGAAGUCAACUUACAUUUAUUAAUACAUCUAAGGCAGUUUGAUGGCAGUGACCUGACAGCAUCAUACCUAAAUCUCCACAAAGUCCCGACGUCACCCACAAAUCCUGAAGAAGGCACCGUCAGCUAUUUUAAUCAAACAGAUAAAUUCGUUAAAAUCUCAUAAGUUUCAACUCUGUUAUAUUUAGGUGUAAGAACAAAUGUUUUAAUAAAAAUAAUAUCUGUUUAACUGUAUAAGCGCUAGUCUGCUAACAAGUCCUUUUAGUACAGAAUUAUUUUUAUAACUACCACUUAC
Ostrinia furnacalis (Asian corn borer) is the source of this 1184-nucleotide messenger RNA. Its product is annotated as maspardin. NCBI's taxonomy places the organism in Eukaryota, Metazoa, Arthropoda, Insecta, Lepidoptera, Crambidae. The record is from RefSeq and is a predicted model, not a curated record. Bases 96 to 1055 code for a protein of 319 amino acids. The transcript is spliced from 5 exons.